AAGUAAGCAAAGCGCAAAAACUCCACACUUGCAGCCAGGCAGCCCUCCCUCUCUCAAACCCCGAGGUGAUAACAGUCUUGGCAGUGCAGGCGCACAAGAGAAAGAGCACUCAUCCAGGACGCGGGAUUUUCCAUCUGCAGAGUCAAAAAGAAGAAGAAAAUGAAGGCUCAGUUAUUUCUCAUAGAUGUAAUAUUCCUGUGCAUAUCUUGCGGAGCAAGUGCACUGGCAACAAGUAUUCCUGUUGCGUUCACGUCCCUGCCAGACGCCACUUCUUUUACCAGUGUUGGCGCAGCGCGCAGCAACGGAACAGACACCUCGACCAUCCCUAAAGGCAGGAGGAAGCGCUAUAUUAGUCAGAAUGACAUGCUUGCCAUUCUCGAUUACCACAACAAAGUGCGAGGGAAAGUGUUUCCUCCGGCAUCCAACAUGGAGUACAUGGUGUGGGACGACACUCUGGCUAAAACAGCCGAGGACUGGGCUCAUGCCUGCCUCUGGGAGCACGGGCCACCUCACCUCCUCAGGUUCCUGGGUCAAAACCUCUCUGUCAGGACGGGACGCUAUCGAUCUAUUCUUCAGCUGGUGAAGCCCUGGUACGACGAGGUCAAAGAUUACUCUUUUCCUUACCCCCGUGACUGCAACCCCCGCUGCCCGCUCAGAUGCUACGGACCCAUGUGUACCCAUUAUACUCAGAUGGUGUGGGCAACGUCAAAUAAAGUGGGCUGUGCUGUUCAUACGUGCCACAAUAUGAACGUAUGGGGUUCAGUGUGGAAGCGAGCGACGUAUUUAGUUUGCAACUAUUCACCCAAGGGAAACUGGAUUGGAGAAGCUCCCUACAAAGUGGGCGUGCCCUGCUCCGCCUGUCCCCCCAGCUAUGGCGGCUCCUGCAGCAACAACAUGUGCUUCCCUGCUCUCAAGACAAACUACCUGCACUGGUUCUAAUAAGCACAGGUUUACUUUCUCUUCUCCUCGUUGACAUUUAUAAGCUGACGACCUACAGUACCACAAAGACCUUGUUUUAAUCCUGUAAGGAUUUGCACAACAGUCGUGAAUCACGCUAUUUUGUAUAUAUGGGCUUAUUUAAAGACACAAACAUACAUUUGAAGGCAGCAGGCCAUUUUAGCUUCUUGUAAAUAGACUGUAAAUUAAUUUUUUGUUAUUUUUAACUGAUGGAAUAUAAUUUAUAUGUAAAAUGGGUCCUUAAACGAUUUUCUACCAUUGCUAAAGUGGUAAUUAAGGACAGAACACCAUCAUAGCUGCUCAUACCUGCUCACUUUGGUGCUACGGGCAUCACACCUCCAUGUUGUGUGCUCUGCCCUCACAGGAAUGCUGUGAUGUAAAGAUCAAAAAGCUUUUUGACCUCAGAGGGAAAACCUAUACUGGCAGUGUCAGGUUAGUAGCUGCUGUAGACCCUGCAGUAGGUUGCUUUUAAAAAAAAAAGAAAAGGAAAGAAAAACAAACAAACUCUGAUGCGUUUGGCACAGACAGAAAUGCACUUACACUGUAAAGCAUAAAAGGAUAGACAGAACCAUUUCAUUCACCUGGUGCUUUGCAGUUUUUUCUGUGCACUGAUUAGAUUGUGUUUUCAUUGUACAGGUUUUCAUUCAUAUUUCAUACAAUAUUUAGCCAGAGAGAGCACAUACAGUAAAUCUGACCCACAUACGGUGACUAUAAUCAUAUUUGUCAUAGACUAUGUUGGUAUAUACCAAAUAUACCAUAAUCUCAGAGUAUAAGACAAAUGCGGUGUCUGUACUGUAUGUCGUAAUGAUCUUUUCACUGACGUUGUAGUAACGGUUUUGCAUUUAGGCACUCGAGUGCACCUUAAUUGUUUGUAGAUUUCCACAAUACCAGGAAAUUAUUAUUUUUUUGUGUACAUGUAGAUAAUCAAUACACCUUGACUAUCCUUAAACUUCCAAGUAUUCUGUAAGUUAUUCAUUUUUAUAUGGGGAAAUAUUUAAUUGAUAUUAAUGUUGUUUCAAUGUUUUGUACUGAAUACAGUUCGUUUGCAGGUCAACUUGUAUCACGGUGAACUCACUGCAAAUGAAUAUAUAAGAGAUAUAUAAGCACUAGCACGAUGUAUUGGCAAGUAACUCCUUCAUCCCUGUAAUCACGGCAUGCAGAUUAGAAAUUAACUCGAGGACUGAAGCACAAAAAUGUAAUGUCAUGACAACAAAUUACAUUAGUUUCAAAAUAAUGAUUGAUUUUUCCAAAAAUUUGCAUUGUAAAAGAGGAAAUUCACCUUUUUUUUCCGCACUGACUGUAUUUAAACCAACAUCUACAACAAGCUAUUUAUGCAGUGAACUGCGUUUUUCUUGUUGUCUUUUGUAUUUGUAAUAAAAAUGGUCUAUUUUGA
Messenger RNA from Solea senegalensis (Senegalese sole), 2350 nucleotides. It is a transcript of the gene pi15a, whose product is annotated as peptidase inhibitor 15a. The transcript has 6 exons. The coding region runs from base 160 to 939 and encodes 259 amino acids. NCBI's taxonomy places the organism in Eukaryota, Metazoa, Chordata, Actinopteri, Pleuronectiformes, Soleidae. Gene Ontology annotation, cellular component: extracellular region. The record is from RefSeq and is a predicted model, not a curated record.